Molecule: messenger RNA, 4662 nt
Organism: Myotis daubentonii (Daubenton's bat)
Lineage: Eukaryota; Metazoa; Chordata; Mammalia; Chiroptera; Vespertilionidae
Gene: ISY1
Product: ISY1 spliceosome associated protein
Biological process (GO): generation of catalytic spliceosome for second transesterification step
Source: RefSeq, a predicted model, not a curated record
GUCCCUUAUUUCCGGUUCUUUCCCCGCCCCCCCUUUUUUCCUUCCGACAGAAAAAUCGGUGGUGCGGUCGGUUAGAAUCUUCAGUUCCCGCCGGGGUUGGCCUCCCCUGAGGCCGGGAAGUUCUCUGGCCACACGGUCCGAGGGCGGCCCCCCUCACUUGCACCAUGGCCCGAAAUGCAGAAAAGGCCAUGACGGCCUUAGCAAGAUUUCGCCAAGCUCAAUUGGAAGAGGGAAAAGUGAAGGAACGAAGACCCUUCCUUGCCUCAGAAUGUACUGAGUUGCCCAAAGCUGAGAAGUGGAGACGACAGAUCAUUGGAGAGAUCUCUAAAAAAGUGGCUCAAAUUCAGAAUGCUGGUUUAGGUGAAUUCCGAAUUCGUGACCUGAAUGAUGAAAUUAACAAAUUGCUAAGAGAGAAAGGACACUGGGAGGUCCGGAUAAAGGAGCUGGGUGGUCCUGAUUAUGUAAAAGUUGGCCCUAAAAUGCUGGAUCAUGAAGGCAAAGAAGUCCCAGGAAAUCGAGGUUACAAAUACUUUGGAGCAGCAAAAGAUUUGCCUGGUGUUCGAGAGCUAUUUGAAAAAGAACCUCUUCCUCCUCCAAGAAAGACACGUGCUGAGCUCAUGAAGGCAAUUGAUUUUGAAUACUACGGCUACCUAGAUGAAGAUGAUGGUGUUAUUGUGCCUUUGGAACAGGAAUAUGAAAAGAAAUUCAGAGCCCAGUUAGUGGAAAAGUGGAAAGCAGAGAGAGAGGCUCGGCUGGCAAGAGGAGAAAAGGAAGAGGAGGAGGAAGAGGAGGAAGAAAUCAACAUCUAUGCUGUCACGGAGGAGGAGUCUGAUGAGGAAGGCAGCCAGGAGAAAGGAGGCGAAGAUGAGCAGCAGAAGUUCAUCGCCCAUGUCCCUGUGCCAUCGCAGCAAGAGAUCGAGGAGGCACUUGUGCGAAGGAAGAAGAUGGAACUCCUCCAGAAGUAUGCAAGUGAGACCCUGCAGGCCCAGAGCGAAGAGGCCAAAAGACUCAUGGGAUAUUAGGGCUGAGUGAGGGUGCUCCCUGGGUCUGGAAACCUGUUGGAAGUUCUUCAGCCCCAGCUGGCCCUUGCAUUAACCUACAGGGUUCUGCUGUCCUGGGACUACAGACUGGCAGGCUAGUGCGGCAAGGCUCCCUGCUACUUCUUACCAUUCGUUCUUUUACCUUUUCUUACCUCAGCUAUGGUCUCAGGGGAGGAGUCUGUCCCAUCCCUCCCUUGCAGGCUGCCUACAUGCUAUCAGUUUAGCUGUCACCUUUGUACAAAUGUUUUGCUACUGUAUGAACCCACUUAUUUUUAUAUUGAAUGUGUAAAACAGGCUGCUAACUGGCUGCCUAUAGGUGUUUUAUUUAUCCUUUAAUGCCAUUUGGUGAGGAGGGUGAUCAAUUAGUGACCACCAUUUAAAAAAAUGAAGUUUUUCCUAACAAGACAUUAUUUGUAACUCCUCUUGAAAAAAGGAAAUGUGUCAACCCUGAGCCCACAUCCCAUGUGUCAGUAGCCAGCCAGAGCUGUACCUUUUGGCAUAGUUUUCUGUGGCCUGCUCAGCUUGCCUCAUUCCCUCCUGCCCAGGUGGCAGGAAAUUGAAUUUGCUAUUUCUGUUUUAUGACUGGUUCUGUAGAGAGCUAUUUUUUAAAAAUUAAAAUUUAUUUUUUUAAAUUAAAUUUAUUGGGGUGACAUUGGUUAAUAGAAUCAUAUAGGUUUCAGGUAUAGAUGUCUAUGAUACAAGAUCUAUAUGUUGCAUUGUGUACCCACAAAUCAAAGUCAAUCUUCCAUCACCAUAUAUUAGGCCACUUGAGAGCUAUUUUUAUUAAAGAUUUUUAUAUGAAGGGGAAACCUCCAUGCCUGCAGCUGCUUGUUCCCUGGUCUCCCUGUAUCAAGGUGAUGGUUGCAUUAAGCUGAGGUCAGUGGGCAGAGCCAACCUUCCUGUGCCCCCUAAGUGGCCUGGGUGAAAGUACACUGGGGAUGCCCAGGAAGCACCAGUUGGAUCCAAACCUGCCACCUGAGCUGGGUCUUUUCUUUCCAGUGGGAGAACUGACAGCAGAGGUGCAGCCUCUAGGGCAGUGUUGGGGGGCCUCCCCAUAUGCAGAGGGGUCCUGGGAGUGUCUGAGAGUCAGUGUCAGGGCCAGGAGAUGUUUGGUUCUUCAGGUGAGUCUUGGCUUCUUUGAAGGAAAUGCUGGUGUACCCCAACCCCCACCCAAGCCGCUGGGCAAAUGUGUGCAGGGUCCAGGGAGGGGUUGAGGUAGGAGCUCUGGGAGUGGAGGCCUUGGGGCAGAGCAGAGUCAGAUUCAGCUCUGGGACCCAGUACCCAGCCCGGGCCUGGCCCGAACUAGGAGGUUCAGGUGCACAUUUAGUGGGGGCUUUGAAUAAGCCCCUCCAGGUACCUGGCCUCAGUUUCCCUGCCUUAAAGUCCAGGACUGGACUUGUGAGUCUGACCCAGGGUCUGGGCAGUCCCUGCUGUGGGCAGAGAAAAGGAAGGACCCUUGGCACAGCCUGGCCCACAUCAGAGCCUCUGGGAUGGGUGUGAGUGCCCGGCUCAAUGUGGUUUUUCUUUCAAGGGGCACAUUGGGCUUGGGGCUGCCUUGCAUUCACUGAGAGCAGGAAAUUCAGACAACGGUGUUUCUUCUCCCUGGAAAAGGUGUUGGCAAGUGCCUGGAGUUGGCCCAUCUGGAGUUUCCAGGGCUCUGGGCCUCCCUCACUCUGUCAGCGGAAUUCAGCAGCCUCCUGCCACCUGGGACAGACAGACAGGAGGCCCUGCUCCAGCCCUUCUGGUUACUAAGCUCCUCCCAGCCCAGGAUCUCAUCUUGGCAUCCCUGAUGCAGGCAGGACGGGAAUUAAGAAUCCUAUGUCCUUGGAAACGGAGGCCCCAAGUGGAGAAACGACUUGCCCAAGUGCAUACAACUAGUCAGGGCAGGCCUGGACUUGGCAUGGAGGUUGGUCUGAGCCCAUGAUGUCAGUUUGUCUCAGAACGAGGCUUGGCCGGUGGAUGCAUGCCACCUGGCUGCCAUGAGCAGUCAUGCCAUGCUCUCUUCAUCUCACCCCUUCGGCCGAGGCCUUUUGUGAGCGGCCAGGAGCAAACCCAUUAUCGUGGUGGACUCUGGGUUCACAGGAUUCCUGGUGCCCGGAGCCAGUUCAGGCCUCAGCAGUGCUUUCAGCACCUAGGUGCCAAGCCCCUUCUCGGCGCUGCGCUGGGAAUAAGCAGUGAACAAGAGUCUGGCCCUCACGGGGUUCUUAGAUUUGACUUGGAAUAAGAGCUAAACUUCCUUCCCUGACUACAGAAGUACCUGGCCUGACAUCCUGCUGCUUUUCCUGGCAGAGAUGGGAUCCACCCCAGGCUUCUUCCUGUCUUACAGGUCCUGGCUACUUGUUUGCCAGAGACCCCAGAAAUGAAAUCUCUGCAGGACCCGCACCACAGGCCAGGGACAGCAGGGAAACCUGAGUUGGCUUGGAUGUGACCACUGGUGGGUGUGACCACUGGUGGAUGUGACCACUGGUGGGUGUGACCACUGGUGGGUGUCACCACUGGUGGCCCAGCUCAUGCUCUGUCAGGAUUCUUUGUUUACCAAACCGGUUUCAUGGUUUCCAUUACCUUUGGUUCUGCCUGAGUUUCCUAAAUGGCAGCUUUCUAUAUACACAUUUCCAUGGACUUCCCUCCCCUCCCCUCUCCCCAUUGGUCUUCUGUGUCUAAAACAUCAAUCUUCCUUCUGUUUUGUUUUAAGAUUUGUCCUGUCAGCCUCACCUAGACUUCCUACUGCCUUCCCUCCCCUGCACCCUAUCCCCUGCGCUCUGCCCCCUGACUUCACUUCACAUGCCCCUACUUUGGGUAAUUUAUAAACGAGAUUAAAAACAUUUUUUAAAAAUUAUUUAUUACUGAUUUUUAGAGAAAGAAGAAGGGAGGGGGAAAGAGAAACAUCGAUGUAAGAGUGGAACAUCAAUUGGCUGUCUCCUGCACACCCCCAGCAGGGAUCUAGCCUGCAAACUAGGCAUGUGUCCUGACUGGGAAUCGAACUGGCAAACUUUCAGUGCCUGGGACAACAACACCCAACCAACUUUCCUCCGCACCAUGGGCUGCUGUGAGAGGGAUGGCUUACUAAUGGAGAAUCAAGGGGCUGGUUUUGCUGACUCAUCAAAUGCCUUACCCCCCCAACUCCAUCCUUUACAACUGUCCCAUCUUACUGCUUCCUCCCAAAGCCCCUGCUCACAUUAAUGCAGCAGGAUCCCCCCUGGAGUCACCGGGUGUUCUCUCACUUCCAGCAUGUACUGCUUGGCUAAUGACACAGGUCCACUGGGAAACUACAAGUGGCAUCCUGGCCCUUCAGGCAUCUUUACAUCUGCUUCCUUCCUGCUUUAACUCCCCCCCCACCCCCACCCGCAACACACACUUCCACCCCAAACAAAUGAAAAAAAACCCAUAGAGGUAAUAUCUUCUGUAGGGCUGACCCCGUACUACAGACUUCCUACACGGUACUUUUCUUCGAGUCGCUGAGCCUGGGUUCCCACCUCACUAAGAUGAGUGGGACAGGCAGAUCUGCUCCCAGGCCUGUCUGGGCCCUGUAGGAUCCUGUGAAAACUGGUGUGGGGGAAGAAGAAACUUCUCUGCUCUCAAGGUUCUUCUGGCUGGUCUACUAAUUAAAUAGACGUGAGACAGC